Molecule: messenger RNA, 693 nt
Organism: Owenia fusiformis
Lineage: Eukaryota; Metazoa; Annelida; Polychaeta; Sabellida; Oweniidae
Source: the annotation of a GenBank genome assembly
GAAUAUGAUCCAAAAUGUGGACAUGAUGGGUCCAAAUAUAAAACUUAUGGAAACAAAUGUGCAAUGGACUUUGCUAUUUGUGAAUCUGAAGGUGUUGUAAGGUUUAUCAGAGAUGGGGAAUGUCCUGAGACCAGAAACACAGAAGAGGUGAAAUCAAAUUGUAAUAAAAUUUGCACUUUGGAAUAUGAUCCUAAAUGUGGACAUGAUGGUACUAAAUAUAAAACUUAUGGCAACAAAUGUGCAAUGGAUGCUGCCAUUUGUGAAUCUGGCGGUGUUGCCAGAUUUGUUAGAAAUGGUGAAUGUCCUGAAUUUGACACAAGUGAUGCUGAAACUGAAAACAAGGAAGAGGAAUGUAAUGAGGCAUGUACCAGGGAGUAUAAUCCAAUGUGUGGCCAUGAUGGCACUUCACAUAGAACAUUUAGCAAUAGGUGUACCAUGGAGUUUGCAAUUUGCAAGUCAAAGGGAACUAUACGAUUUGUGAGAGAAGGUGAAUGCCCAAAUGAUGGCAAUAAUGAAGACUGUGAUAAACCUUGCACCAGAGAAUAUAACCCAGUAUGUGGUCAGGAUGGCACUUCAUAUAAAACAUAUCCUACUAGAUGCAUUAUGGAAGUUGCAAUUUGCAAAUCAAAGGGAACUGUACGGUUUGUGAGAGAGGGUGAAUGCUAUCCUGGUGAUAGAAAUGACAAACCUGCG